UCCCACCUCCCUUUACCCAAACUACAGUGAAGCCCAUUCAAGCGAUUCUCCGCAGUGCUGAAAGAGCAGAGCGAAGUAAAGGAGGAGAGGGAAGGAGGAGUGCGAGAUAGGGGGGAGAACCGAGAGGAGAAGAAGGGGAAGCAGGAGUAAGACAGAGAGUGAGAGAGGGAGGGAGGGAGGGAGAGAGAAGAGGAAACCUGCAAAUUGGGUGUCCAGACUCCCAGUGCGCACAGAUCUCGCUUUGCACCGUCCGAGCAGCUCUCCGCUCCGCAGGAUGAGUUCCUUCAGCACGAGGGCUCUGACGCUGCUCUCCUCGGUGUUCGGCGCCUGCGGCCUGCUGCUGGUGGGCGUCGCCGUGUCGACGGACUACUGGCUGCUGAUGGAGGAGGGAAUCAUCCUGCAGCAGAACCAGACCACCGAGGUCAAGAUGGCGCUGCACUCCGGCCUGUGGAGGGUCUGCUUCGUGGCAGGUCCGGAGAAGGGCCGAUGUGUGGCGUCAGAAUAUUUCACCGAGCCAGAGAUCGAGAUCACCACAGAAAACACGGCCAACAUCCUCAAAAUGGUCCGAACCGCCACUCCCUUCCCGAUGGUCUCUCUGCUCUUCGUCUUCACCGCCUUCGUCAUCAGCAACAUCGGACACAUCCGGCCUCAGCGCACCAUCCUCGCCUUCGUAUCUGGAAUCUUCUUCAUCCUGUCAGGCCUCAGUCUGGUGGUGGGUCUGGUCUUGUACAUCUCCAGCAUCAAUGACGAGGUGAUGAACCGACCCAGAGAACCAGAGCAGUUCUUCCACUACCGCUACGGCUGGUCGUUCGCCUUCGCUGCCUCCUCCUUCCUGCUCAAAGAGGGCGCAGGAGUCAUGUCCGUCUACCUCUUCAUGAAGCGUUACGCCGAGGAGGAGCUGUACAGGCCCCACCCCGCCCUCUACCGCCCCCGCAUGUCCGACUGCAGCGACUACAGCGGCCAGUUCCUCCACCCGGACUCCUGGCCUCCCCCGCAGCGCGGCCGCAGCGCCUCCGACGUCUCCUCCGACAUCUCCAUCCAGCUCAACCAGACCCCGCCCCCCCAGGCGCCUCCCAAGGGCGGCAGCACCUCCCACCCGACGCCCUCCUCCUCCGGGCCUUCGUCGGCCGCCAGCUACCAGCUCCAGCCGGCCUCCUCCUCCUCCACCUCCUCCUCCUAUCCACACCCCCUGCGCCCGGCCUCCACCCUACCCAGGUCCUCCCACGCCCACGGCCACGCCCACGGCCACCCGCACCCCCACCCCAGUGGGCCCCCGCCCCAGUCCCUGCCCAUGGGGGCGCCACCCUCGGCCGUGCCUCCCCCCCGCUAUCACACGCACAUGCGAAUGAGCGCCUCGCCGUGCUAGGCUCCAUACGCAGGGAAGGGAAUACACAAAGGGGUGGGGGGGGGGCCUAGAUUGAUCAAACAUCACAAGACAACACACACACACACACACACACAUCAUGUUCCCUCUAAGUGUGGGAGGAGGGUAAGUGCAUGAAGGAGGGGGAGAGGAGGAGAGAGGGGAGGAGAGUCAGGUGGGCGGAGGUCUGACUCACCGAGAUGGAGACGGACAUUCAACGGACCCUUUAACGCUCUGAGGGGGACGGAGUAAUGAGCAGCGACGCAGCUUCUUAGGUUUCGUGACGGGAACGUUCACCAUCAGGGUCGUGAUCCACGGGAAACAGCGUGAGACACAAACAUGAAGUCAUGUCCAAACUCUGUCCAUUCACAGACGGGACAGAACCGAGGACGGAAGACACUUCACCUGCUCUUCUGUCAGAAGCUCGAGAACAUGACAAGGGAUCGUUUAUCGUAGGUUUGUUUUUCCAUGGACACGUUCGGGAAGCUUAGGGACUUUCUACAUAAAUGAUUCAAUGAAGUGUCCCACAGUCCGAUCUCUAUGUGAUUUAACUUAUGAACAUUAGUUUUACGGAGGAAUUCAAAAAACACGCUAGAGGAAAGAAACGGUUUUAUUCUCAGAACUUGUUGCUUCUCUUCCCAAACCUUGUCCAUGGAAAUCUGAGUUUCAAAGUAAACUUGCCACAGUGAUAGAUAAUAUCUCGAUUAUAUUAUGUAUUAUAUAAGUAUUGCUCACACUGUUUGACUUUGUAACCGUGACCUUCAGCCACGACUCGUGUGUCCGCAGAGAAACCGUGAAUUCAAAUAGAGAUUUAUACUCCAGCUGUAGAGAAACUCUUCUUCUUCUUCUUCCCUCUCUCCGACACUGGCUGAAUUCCACGUUAAUGAAAACCUCGCUCCCGUCCUGUACUGUACUGUAAAUAUUACCGUAAGUUUUAGGUGUUUUAGCUCAAGACUUUUCUAAGCUGUUUGUAUUUCGAGGGCGAAGCUUCGGGAUGUAAUGUUCAACAUUUCGUGGAAUGAAACACGAGGACGUCACCGACGGGAGACUUUUCAGAUUUUUUAAAAGAGAAGAGCAUCGAGCCUCCGACCGAACGAGGAGCGCCGUCACCGGUGGUGCGAUCCGAACGGAUGCCUUGGACUUUUGGUGCUGUUGCCAUGGAGACGAGAGGUGUGUAUAUAAUGAUAAUGAUGCGAGCAGAUGAGAGGGAGCAGACGUCUGAGAGCCGGGAUUCAGAUUCUGCUUAAAUCCAUUUGAAUCAGAAAAUGAAAGCACGCUGGUGGAAAUGUUUUUCCUCAUCAUCUCGACAUGAUUCCUGACAACGAACAUUUCCCGGUUUAUUGCUUAUUGUCGUGCUUCCUGGAGCGACCGAUUAGAAAUGGAUCUGUUCCCGGUUUCAUAAACACAUGGAAGGUGUGUGUGUGUCGAGGACUUGAGGUGAAGACGCUGCACUUUGAUAAACAUGAGCUUCCAUGGGGAGCAAACUGAAAACCUGAGGAGCAGAUGGCCUUGAAUUCCAAUUUACUGCCUGUUUUAAUCGAUUAUUAAUGUGAUGUAGCUUCGCUUCCUCUCACCAGAACAAGAUUCCACCUUCUACUGCAUCCAGAUUUACAAAUAUUUAGAAAAGAGGAAAUAUCAGAAAACGUAUCAAAUGUGUUUUUGUGUUAAACGAAGCUCCAAAAAUCAUCCAACAAAUCGUGUUAACAAUCAGUAACUUUGUCUUAUUUUAAUUCAACCUCAUAAAUAAACAGACGUUUCCUCAAACGUUGCACCAACACAAAGAUGGACGACGUGUCUCCACACGAUAGCUAAAACAUCUUGGACGAAGGCGCCGCCAUCUUGGACUUCUGACGUCAUGUGGAGUCAGAGUAAGUCUCACCUGUCAAUCACGACGUUUCACCCGGUUUCUAACUGACAUGGAGGAGGCGGAGUUUAUGACCUGUUCUGAUGAUUUGGCUUCACUUUUAGGGGCCGCCGUGUCGUCCAUUUUGUUUUACUCUCCGAUAGACUAGUAGGACGUUUUUCCCUUAUUUAGGAUUAAAGCUCUUUGGCCAAACGAUGAACAACAGCCACGAGUCAAACGUACAAACGUGUCAUAUUAUUUAGUUUUUUUACACAGAAAAGAAAAACCAUGUCGCUAACACGUUUCUCAGUUUGACUCCCAUCGAAGUUCGAAUGUUGCACAGUGACGAACUUAAGCUUUUAUUUUGCUCUUGUUUUAUAAGCGUAUUAUGGAUCGUACCCAGCAGAGGGCGCCGUUUGUAGCCGUUUCUAGUCCCGCGGGGGACCGUUACGCUCACAGCCUGUGGUACAAAAGAAAACCGCGUAGCAAAGCGACUGCGAUGUUAGCAUCUUUUAUGAAUAUCUGCUCUGUGAAAAUGAAAAGUAGAAAAGUCCUUUAGCAGCCGACAGCUUCCGCUGGUGUUUAUUUACAUUUGCCAAAGCUGAGCUCUGUGUCGUGAGCUCACACGACGCAGAGACUCGUUCACGUAGCCGACUUCUUCCCGAGACAAAUCGCAGCCGAGACGCUGAGCUCCGACGCAGCGGACGAAGUUUUCUAAUCGUUCGCCUCCGUGGUUCAACGCACACACGUUUCUCCGGACUGUGACCUGGGUGUAAAUACGUGUUCACGCUGUAACGAGUAGAGAACAUUCGAGUUUACAUCUUUGCUUUCUUUGACUGGAUACCUGUUUGUUUCCAUCACUUUGCAGGAGUGAAGUUUUUAUCUGCAGCCGUGUGUUCGUUAACUUUAAUACCAAUAAAGCUUGCCUGGUCCCA
Hippoglossus stenolepis (Pacific halibut) is the source of this 4141-nucleotide messenger RNA. It is a transcript of the gene cacng7a, whose product is annotated as calcium channel, voltage-dependent, gamma subunit 7a. Gene Ontology annotation, biological process: positive regulation of synaptic transmission, glutamatergic; calcium ion transport; transmission of nerve impulse. The transcript has 6 exons. The record is from RefSeq and is a predicted model, not a curated record. Gene Ontology annotation, molecular function: voltage-gated calcium channel activity; channel regulator activity. Gene Ontology annotation, cellular component: postsynaptic density membrane; AMPA glutamate receptor complex. Bases 275 to 1366 code for a protein of 363 amino acids. Lineage: Eukaryota; Metazoa; Chordata; Actinopteri; Pleuronectiformes; Pleuronectidae.